AAAUGCAACGACGUAUUAUGCAAAGUUUGUCAUAUAAACGUAUAAAACGCAUACAAAGGUUUUCGCGGCCAUUAUUUUUCGCUGACUCAUUUCAAAAUGUCACUUAAUACCUUAUUAAUCUGUGUUGCCGCUUGCUUAUUACAGAAUGCCAUUUGCCAGACUGUUCUCUCGCUAAACAACUGCGGGUGCCAGCAACAACCCCAAGCCCUCAACCUUGGCAACUUAGGCCUCGCGAUCGGCAACCCUGGCCUCUCGCUUGGCAACUCUGGUGGCCUCUCCCUUGGCAACGCUGGCAAUGGGAUCAACCUUGGAGGCCUCAGUUGCAAUUCUCCGAAUAUGAUGCUGGGCAAUAUGCCAAUUAACAAUUGUAACAAUGUUGUACAGAGCACAAGCCAGCAAUGUGGCUACGGCGAUGUUGCCAUAGUUGGCGAGCUGCCAGUCCAGGGGCCGACGGCUGUGUGUGGCAACGUGCCAGUCAUUGGCUACGUCGUGUUCGAGGGCGAUGUGCCAGCCGGUGGCUUGGUGUCCGUUGUGGAUCCUUGCGGUUGCCCAUGCAGCCAGUAAUAAUGUGCAAUUAAUGUCAUUAUGGAUAUUAUAAUAUUGUCUUUGGCAAGUCACUUCUGUUGUACAUCUUUUUUUUAUGUUUUAAAUAAAUCAUAUGUUGUAUUA
Molecule: messenger RNA, 669 nt
Organism: Cydia pomonella (codling moth)
Lineage: Eukaryota; Metazoa; Arthropoda; Insecta; Lepidoptera; Tortricidae
Product: chorion class CA protein ERA.1-like
Exons: 3
Coding region: 97-564 (155 amino acids)
Biological process (GO): chorion-containing eggshell formation; multicellular organism development
Cellular component (GO): egg chorion
Molecular function (GO): structural constituent of egg chorion
Source: RefSeq, a predicted model, not a curated record